AUGGAAUGGGUGUUAAGUGACUUAAGUGAAGUUUAUCAACUAAUUUUUGCUUUUCCUAAAUUGAAAUAUAUUAAAUGUUCAGCGGAUAGAUUCUUCAUAUCUGUCCUAUUGGCAAUUGCUACCGAUGAACAAUUCCGUACUAUUGAAUAUUUUGUUAUUAAUCAUAAUUGUACUUUAAUAUCUUAUACACUUGAACUUUUUUAUUUAAUUUUACGUGUUAUUACUUUCUUUGAAGAUAAAGGUUAUCUUGAUGGUGAUCGAUGGGAAGGAUUAAUUUCGGAUUAUUUGCCUGAAGUAGAAGAAUUUCAUUUAGAAUAUCAUCAACAAAUCGAUCCCGAAUCUGGAUAUCUAACAGAUUUUUAA
Molecule: messenger RNA, 363 nt
Organism: Rotaria sp. Silwood1
Lineage: Eukaryota; Metazoa; Rotifera; Eurotatoria; Philodinida; Philodinidae
Source: the annotation of a GenBank genome assembly